Messenger RNA from Aspergillus wentii DTO 134E9, 2469 nucleotides. RefSeq lists its product as uncharacterized. Gene Ontology annotation, biological process: regulation of DNA-templated transcription; DNA-templated transcription. NCBI's taxonomy places the organism in Eukaryota, Fungi, Ascomycota, Eurotiomycetes, Eurotiales, Aspergillaceae. The record is from RefSeq and is a predicted model, not a curated record. The transcript is spliced from 4 exons. Gene Ontology annotation, molecular function: zinc ion binding; DNA binding; DNA-binding transcription factor activity, RNA polymerase II-specific. The coding region runs from base 63 to 2195 and encodes 710 amino acids.
CUUCAUGCGAUUGAAGUGCCAGAAUCAAGCGGUCUCAUGUCAGGACAUACAAGUCUAAAGAUAUGGAACCACAAGGCUCCCAACGGCAAACCCGAGCUGGAGUCCGAGCCGCCUGCCGUACAUGCAAGAGAUGCCGCCAAAGAAAGGUAAAAUGCGAUGGUCAGCAUCCAAAGUGCGGCGCAUGUCGUCUGAAGAAUCAAGACUGCGAAUAUCCAUCGGAUGGGAGAAGAACAGUUUUGCGGGCUAAGAAGGAAGACAUAAGAUCGCUUCAAGGGCAGAUUGAAGAGUUAAAGGGCCGAAUUCACGAGCAGAUCAGCACAGACGACGCUUUGAUCACGGAUGGUACCCAUCUCCAGGAGACUUCAGAUCACUUUGAUCCCGGGUGUAGGUGUCCUAGGGGCUACAGACCGGCGCCGUCCCCAUUGAGCCCUACAACGACCGAUAAAGGACUACAGGAACGACUCACUCGUCGAGACAGUGAGAAGAGGACAUGCGCUACUCAAGACUCUUUGGAGAGCCAUCAAAUACAGGCCUAUGGUGCUACAAGUCUGCUACAUGGUCAUGUGGAACCGCCUUUGGCCGAAAGCCAGUUAACAGAAAAGAAAGAAGACCCAUUCGUGAGAAGAAUUACACGGGAUCGACUCAUUGCCUUCUCCGCAGUCGUUAGACAGAAGGAGAGCAUGAUUUACUCGACACCUAGUGUUGCAGCGAACAUCGACUUUGACGGUGUUCCCAUGGACAUGGCAAUGCAUCUGCUGGACUUGCAUUGGAAUCGGCUACAUUUGAUGUAUCUUCUUACAUACCGCCCGGCUAUAAUGGACAGCCUCUUGAACAAUGGGCCUUAUGUGAAUAAGCUGCUUCUAAACGCUAUAUAUUUACAGAGCAGUCUAUACAGUGAUCGAACAUCUCUACGCUCAGGCCCUGAAAUCUCGCAAACAAGCGGUAUAACAUUCUACCACCGAUUCAAGGCCCUACUCACCCACUAUAUUGAUACGCCCAGUCUGCCCACCGCUGUCGCGCUACUCACAUGUGGUGCUUGUCUGAUACAAUACGGCAAACAGAGCGCUAGUUGGCUAUACUGUGGUAUGGCGUAUAGGAUGAUCAUUGACCUCGGAUAUCAUUUGGAUGAUCCCAAGUCCCCUCAUAGUGGUGAAGAACUGACCCUCUCAGCCUUGGAUAAGGAGUUCAGGAGGAGAGUCUAUUGGGGAGCAUACGCGACUGACAAAUCCCAAUCCCUUUACCUGGGCCGUCCUCCAGCACUGCACCAAUCUGAUAGCAACGUAUCCCUUGAGUUCCUCGACUCAUAUGAAGAGUUGGAAGAAUGGAAACCGUACAUCGAUCCCCAAUCUCAACUUUAUGACACGAGUGUCCCAAUCUACCGAGGCCGUCCGUCAUACGCUGUUAGCACAUUCCAGUGCUUGCUGCAGCUCUCGCUUAUUACGGAAACAAUUAUAAACGCGCUUUACUCGACUAGGAGCGCCCAGUCAUCGGAGCAUGUCCUCUUAGAAAGUAGGAAAAGCGUCAAAGCACAACUGGAACAUUGGAGAGAGAGCAUUCCAGUACACCUCCUGUUUGACCCGAACACAGAUGAGACCCCUCCACCUCACCAGAUGACACUACACACAACAUACUGGACCUUAGUCAUCCUGACUGAGCAACCGUUUCUCUCUCGGGGACGCUUCAAGUCCACUCUAUGUCCGGAAUCCCAAAACGAAACAAGGAGGGUGUGUAUUGAAGCUUCAUUCAAGAUUCAAGCCCUCAUUGAAGCGUAUAAAAAGGCAUUUACGCUUAGACGCGCCCAGUACGGCAUUUCAUAUGCGAUGUACAGUGCCGUCCUUAUUCUGCUCCAGCACGCAGAUCAAGACUGUGACGAAUAUAUUGAAGGUAUACGGUUCUUCUGGUUUGCAUUACUGGAAUACCAAAAGGGAUGCGGCCAUGGAUUGAAAGGCCCGCUGAGGUUGCUCAAAUCACUCAUGCGUCGGGUUGAAAAGGUGGCGCAGCGCAUUGAUAUCGAUCACCCAGGUACUACUGGCUUGCCGGCUUCUAGUGAUAUCCCGUCUGGGAUCGAGACCGUUCCUUGGACUGGGACUUUCGGGCAAGGGGAGUCUUGGAGCGGAUCCUGGCUCAACACAGAGACUGACGAUUUGCUCUUUGCCGAUGACACUAUAUUUGGUUUCUUCACACAAGAAAAAUGAACAUGCUCCCUCGUAUGUCGAGCUUACUGAAGACGCCAGUUCCAGGGAUACAUAUGGGCGCACACCACUAUCAUGGGCAGCACAAAACGGGCACAACGCAACCAUCAAAACUCUGCUGGAAAACGGGGCAGAUCCUGACUCUCAUGGCGAUGAUGGCCGGACCCCGCUGUCAUGGGCCGCAAGCAAAAGGCAGGAAGAUCUAGCUCGUCUUCUUUUUCAUGGGGCUGAUCCAGACUCCAGAGACACAAAGUAGGCCAAACAGCACUAUCAUGGG